CGAGCGGAAAUCCAACCGGAACUCAUUUCCACGUGCUGCCCUGGCGGAAGACGGUUUGUUUAGAAGCUGUCUGUGUUACGUUCAACGUGUUGCUCAUAUUUGCCUUUUGUUUAUUCAAUAAUUGUUACGAAAACAAAUAAAAUGUCAUCCAUGGAGAGUCAAGUCGACAGUUUCUGCGAAGAGGAAGAGCAGAAAUCCACAAAAAGAAAGAUUUCACUCUCCAGCUGUGGAGUUUGCAGAUCAGAUGAGGCAAAAUACAGAUGUCCUUCCUGCCAUAAACAUUCCUGCAGUUUGCUGUGUGUGAAGAAACACAAGGAUGACUCCGGAUGCAGCGGGGUUAGAAAUAAAACAGCAUUUGUGACUUUGUCGCAUUUUGAUGAAAUGACACUUCUCAGUGAUUACAGGUUUCUGGAAGAUACUGGAAGAUUUGCUGAUGGAGCCACUAGAGACAACCUUAUCCGGGUUCCACGUUCCACUUUCAAGGCAAAGAGAAUGGCUGUCCAUGCAAGGAAGAUGAACAUCACCCUGAGAUUCCUCCCAGUCACCUUCACUAAGAGCAAAGAAAACUCCACCUUCUUCCUUCCAAAAGAGAAAUGCUUCCUGUGGCACCUGAAGCUCAUAUUUCCUCAGAGUGGCUCAGAGUUCAGUCAGAGGAGGGUGGCUGACACACAGACCCUGAUGCAGAUCUUGAGUCCAUAUAUCCAUCCUACAGAUUCAGACCCUGUGAUUCGUCAAAAGUUGAAGAUGUAUGUGAAUUCUCCAUUUGAUCAUGUGAAAGUCUUCAUAAAAGCCGAGGGGAGAAAGGCCAACUCUGUGAGGUACCAUGAGUUGGACAUUGAGAAGAGCCUAAGGGACAACCUGAGCUACAAAACAUUAAUUGAAUAUCCUGUGCUGCAUGUUGUACUCAGAGAUCAUUGGAAGGAAUAUCCACUCAAAGGACCAGCUGAACCAGUAUUAGCCUGCUUAAGUUCUGCAACCAAGAAUGCUGGCACAGUCCAAGACAGGGAGGCCGUGGCCUGGGUUUCACCGUCAGUACAAGAGUCUUGCACACCAGUAGCAACCAACAUUCAAAGAAGACCCCAGGAAAGUACUCCUGAAACUGAAUCACCACUGGAGAAAAGGCCAAAAAGAAGAGUCCAGAUGGAAGAACAGGAGGAAGGAGAGAUUAUGGACACCAGUGAUGAAGAGGAGGGAACUAAUGAAAAUACCCUGUGUGAUGAGAGCCAGAACAUUUCCAGAAGUGCUGCUAAUGACAUGGAGAAUGUCGAUUAUGCUGCAAGUGAUGUGAAGUACAGCAGCAAUGAACAGUGUGCAAUAAAGGACAUUACUGCUCCUACUGAUCACACUUUAGCUUUUAGAGAGCAUGCUGAGGUCACAAUCACAAAGGAAGACAUGGUGAAAGAGCCAGAAGUGGUUCAUACCCAUCACACUCAAGAUAGAAAUGAGCCAGCUGGUGCUGUUGACAGCUGGCAAAUGGAAUGAUGUUACACAGAUGUUGAAAUGAGUGAUGAAACUGUCAUGAAAUCAGUUUUGUCAUUACAGAUGUGACCAUUACAAAUGUCAUGACUGCGAAAAAUCCACAGUAGAAAAUAUUAUAUAAUAUGAUGAAUCUUUUGUUUAUUUUGUCUUUAUUUGUUUGGAAUUGUAUUUUCUCAAAUAAAAUAUCAGUGUUUGGA
Melanotaenia boesemani (Boeseman's rainbowfish) is the source of this 1676-nucleotide messenger RNA. RefSeq names its product zinc finger HIT-type containing 6 (gene znhit6). Gene Ontology annotation, biological process: maturation of LSU-rRNA from tricistronic rRNA transcript (SSU-rRNA, 5.8S rRNA, LSU-rRNA); box C/D snoRNP assembly; snoRNA localization. Bases 142 to 1482 code for a protein of 446 amino acids. The transcript has 10 exons. The record is from RefSeq and is a predicted model, not a curated record. Lineage: Eukaryota; Metazoa; Chordata; Actinopteri; Atheriniformes; Melanotaeniidae. Gene Ontology annotation, cellular component: nucleus; pre-snoRNP complex.